Messenger RNA from Oryza sativa Japonica Group (Japanese rice), 3166 nucleotides. RefSeq names its product disease resistance protein RGA4-like. NCBI's taxonomy places the organism in Eukaryota, Viridiplantae, Streptophyta, Magnoliopsida, Poales, Poaceae. Gene Ontology annotation, biological process: defense response to other organism. Gene Ontology annotation, molecular function: ADP binding. The record is from RefSeq and is a predicted model, not a curated record.
UAGCAGUCUGUCUGAUCCACAAAAGUAUCUCUGCAUCUCUUGUGUGAGCCAGGUCGCAUGCAAGCAACAAAACACGCCCAUACUUGUCCAUAGAGUCUGCUGCGGCGAGUGCUUUCUGGGAGGCCAUCAUGGGGAAGCUGUUCAUGGUGCUGGAGAACCAGUACAACAAGCACAAGGUCCUCGAGCAAGAAAUCAGCUCCCUCCAGCAAGAGUUCCGCAUGAUUGCCGCCGUCAUGGACGACCAGCUCCUUUCUAUGGGCAGGAGCGAAGCACGCACAUCUGUUGCAUGGCUGCACAACGAGGAGAUGCUCGAUCUUGAGCAUGACAUUGAGGACUGCGUCGACCGUUUCAUGCACCUCCUCACCUGCAAGCAUCAUCGUGGUGGGGUGCGCCAGAUGGCACAUGAGGUAAAGAUCCGCUCGAGCUUCAGUGAAGAGAUCCAGAAGCUCAGGAGGCGCCUCAGUGAGGUGCGCCAGUGAGUCGUCAACAUCAAUUCACCUAUUGCCCGUCAAUCAGCCAGGUCAUCGUCAUCGACUCCGUAUCGUGCUGCGCACAGUCUGGUGGGCAUUAGGCAGCCCAUGGAGGAGCUCCUCUCGCUGCUAGAUGAAGUGGAGGGCGAGCCAAAGCAGUUGAGGGUGACCUCCAUCGUGGGGUUCAGUGGCUUGGGGAAGACCACCCUCGCCAAGGCGGUCUACGAUAGCCCUCAUGCAAAGGAUAAAUUCUGCCUCCGUGCGUGGAUCACCGCUGAUGGCUCACCGGAAACGAGCAAUUGGAUGAAGGAGAUCCUGCGCGGUGUACUCCAGCAAGUGCGUCCCGGCGAUGCCAUGGAUGUCGAUGGCCAGCAUCUUGAAGCCUCGCUCAAGGAGUACCUCAAGGACAAGAGGUAUUUAAUUAUCAUCGAUGACAUCAGGAUGGAUCAAUGGAGGAUCAUAAGUUCAGCCUUUGAAAAUAAUGGUACAGGCAGCAGGAUAUUACUUACCACAACUAUUCAGUCAGUAACUAAUAGGUGCAGCCAUGGCAAUGGUUAUGUGUAUCAAAUGAACACACUUGGUAAAGAAGACUCUGAGGAACUAGCUUUUUCAGUGCUUAGAUCACCUGAGUUGGAGAACCAUUCAGAAUCAUUACUAGGGAAAUGUGAUGGUCUUCCUCUUGCUCUGGUCAGUGUCUCUGAUUAUCUGAAGAGCUCAACUGAGGCAACGGGAGAGUUGUGUGCAAAGCUAUGCCGUGAUCUGGGUUCUCAUCUGACAGGAAACCAUGGCCAUGACAACUUUUCAGAACUCAGGAAGGUGCUUCUUGGCAACUAUGACAGUUUUUCCGGCUCUGCUCUGAGUUGCUUGCUGUAUCUUGGUAUAUUCCCAAACAAUCAUCCUCUCAGGAAGAAAGUUCUAAUCCGGCGGUGGUUAGCUGAAGGAAACGCAAGAAGUGAUGACCCUUGGCGCAGUGAAGAGGACACUGCAGAUGACAAUUUCAGUAACCUUAUUGACCAGAAUAUCAUUCAGCCAGUUGACACAAGAAACAAUUCUGAAGUGAAGACGUGCAAAACUCAUGGAAUUAUGCAUGAAUUUUUGCUGAACAGGUCCUUGGCCAAGAGAUUCAUCACGACAUCACCGCAUGAUCCAAGAGUUGGAAUCAAUACUACCAAUUCACGCCACCUUUCUGUUGAUGCUGCUAAACAGACAAAAUGCAUGGCAUCUGACGAGGAAUUAUCUCGAGUCCGAUCUCUGACAAUCUUUGGGGAUGCAGGUGAUGCAAUUUCUUAUCUUCACAAGUGCAAUCUGAUACGAGUCUUGGAUCUACAAGAAUGCAGUGAUUUGAACGAUAAUCAUCUGAAACGCAUAUGUGUACUGUCACCGUGGCAUCUGAAAUACCUGAACCUUGGGGGCAAUAUCAGUGAGCUUCCAAGGAGUAUUGAAGGGCUGCAUUGUUUAGAGACACUGGAUUUAAGGGAAACAGAGAUAAAGUUUUUGCCCAUUGAAGGUAUCAUGCUGCCCCACUUAGCUCACUUGUUUGGAAAGUUUAUGCUUCACAAAGAUGAUCUGAACAAUGUGAAGAAGAUAAGUAAACUAUUAAAAUUGUUUUCAUCAAAUAAAAGCAACUUGCAAACUUUAGCAGGAUUUAUCACUGACGGGAGGAAAGGAUUUCUUCAACUUAUUGGUCAUAUGAAAAAACUGAGGAAGGUUAAGAUAUGGUGCAGGCAUGUUGAAGGUAGCAGUAAUUACAUUGCUGAUCUUUCAAAGGCCAUUCAGGAAUUUACCAAGGCUCCCAUUGACAUGGACAGAGUCCGUUCUCUCUCAAUUGAUUCCGAAGAAUACUGUGAAAAAUUCCUAAGUUCACUUGAUUUGGAGCCAUGCUCUGAAUAUUCGAAAUACCAUCUAAGUUCACUAAAGAUACAUGGCAAGUUACUCCGGUUGCCUCCAUUUUUUAGUUCUUUGUCAGGUCUCAUUGAUCUGUGUAUUACACCAGCUACUCUGACACAAGAUCAUCUAUCAGCACUGAUAAAUCUGAACAGACUGCUGUACCUCAAACUGAUUGCUGACAAGCUCGAGAAUUUAGAGAUAAAACAUGAAGCACUACUGAGCCUGAGACGCCUGUGCUUUGUGGUGAAAAGUGUGGCGUUAGCGCAGCCAAAAAUCGAGCAAGGAGCUCUACCAAACCUUGUUUCACUUCAGCUGCUCUGUCAAGGACUAGUUGGUCUUUCCGGCAUCGAGAUCAGACACCUGAAAAAUCUCAAGGAAGUUACGAUUGACUCUGGAGUGACUGCGCAAACAAGGCAAGAUUGGGAACAAGCUGCAAAGAACCACCCUAACAGGCCUAGAGUUUUGUUGCUCGGAAAGGUUGAUCCAGUGGAAAGCGAGGAACCGGGAAGACCCUGUGCCAUAAGGGGGAGGGGGAAAAGUUCUAUAGGCCAAGAAAGUUCAGAAGAUGGUUCAGAUUCUAGCCUUAAGAGGAUGAGACUUGCAGAGCCUUCUUCUUCUUCGCAGCUUCAGGUGACCGGCCAUCCGCAUCCGGUGGUGGUAGCAGCCACCGAAGCAGCAUCCCAGCCUUCCAUGGCAAAUCUCUAGCACAUUUAUACAACUUAAGCAGACAGGCUGCAAUAAAGACUGUAAUAUUGACCUUUUGCAGAGUUAAAUGUAUCCUAUAUAUCGGGAUACCCAAAUUAUGAACC